Messenger RNA from Anneissia japonica, 842 nucleotides. Its product is annotated as adhesion G protein-coupled receptor L4-like. NCBI's taxonomy places the organism in Eukaryota, Metazoa, Echinodermata, Crinoidea, Comatulida, Comatulidae. The transcript has 7 exons. Gene Ontology annotation, biological process: adenylate cyclase-activating G protein-coupled receptor signaling pathway; cell surface receptor signaling pathway. Gene Ontology annotation, molecular function: G protein-coupled receptor activity. Bases 75 to 827 code for a protein of 250 amino acids. Gene Ontology annotation, cellular component: membrane. The record is from RefSeq and is a predicted model, not a curated record.
ACAAGAUUUUGCCCCAGCUUACGAACGUUGGAAUUGCAAUAUCCAGUGCUUCUCUAAUCAUAUCACUCGUAAUCAUGUUCGGUUUCAAAGAUUUAAGAAAUUCGGAAAGGUAUAAACUUUUGCGAAACUUGGUUAUAGCUCUACUUUGUGUCAACAGCUUCUAUUUGGUCCGCACACUACAAGUGUCGGGAAUCGCAUGCAGUUUUAUUGCCGCAUGUUUGCAUUACAGUCUCUUGGCAGCUUUCUCGUGGAUGGUGAUUAUAUCGACAGAUGUGUACAUGAAGAUUAAUCAUCCGUUUGCUGAUCACUCAAAGCGCUUCACUUACAGUCGGUUCAUUUGUUGGUUAGGAUCUGUCAUUGUAGUCGGGCCGACUGCUGGUAUAACAAAAGGAAACUAUGCAUCUGAUAAGUGUUGGUUGAAUGCUAAAUCUGGUUCCAUCUGGACUUUCAUUUUUCCCAUGUGCAUCUCCAAUCUGAUUGUUCUCGUGCAGUUGAUUGUAAUUGGAUAUGUAGCUUUCAAGAAGUCUCAACUACCAAACCAAACUGAAGAAGAAAUGCAAACGCUCAAACGGAUCAGAAAUAUGUUUCGUGGUAUAUUGUUCCUUGUACCAGCAGUUGGACUUUCAUGGAUUUUUGGUGGUAUCAUCGUUUUUUGCGACUGGCAAGCAAUGGAAUAUAUUUAUGUUAUCGUGAAUUCCAUGCAAGGGUUCUUGAUUCUGCUGUCGCAGUUCGUCUUCAGCAAUGAGGUGCGACAAUCAUUCAGAAAGAGAUUUGGCAAUCAGAUACAGCAAGAUAGUAGCAACGGUACCGAAAGUGUAGGUGCUUAAGUGAAUUUUUGUAAA